Anneissia japonica is the source of this 442-nucleotide messenger RNA. RefSeq names its product BMP-binding endothelial regulator protein-like. NCBI's taxonomy places the organism in Eukaryota, Metazoa, Echinodermata, Crinoidea, Comatulida, Comatulidae. The transcript is spliced from 4 exons. The record is from RefSeq and is a predicted model, not a curated record. Gene Ontology annotation, cellular component: extracellular matrix. The annotation marks the transcript as partial.
UAUGCCUGAUCCAUGCAGUAAUAAUCCAUGUGGAAAUGGCGGCGAGUGCAUAAGCAAUGGUGAAGGAGAGUACAUGUGUCGCUGUUUAAGAGGAUGGCAAGGGCUACACUGUGAUGAAGGAACCGGCUAUUGUAGUGCACAUGGAGACCCUCACUACACUACAUUUGAUGGUGUCAAAUACGACUACAUGGGGGAUUGUGAGUAUGUGCUCCUGAGUGACUGCAUCUCUGAGUCUGAAAAAUCCGAGUUCAUUGUUGUUCAGAAGAACCAGAAGUAUGUCCUCAAUCCUGCAGCAGCUACAACCAAAGAGUUGUAUGUGUAUGUAUUUGGACAAAGAAUUGACUUACUUGAGGGAAAAGAAGUUAGAGUGAAUGGUGUUCUUGAAAACACUCCUAUUACAUACAUUCCUGGUCUGUCCGUAUUAGCAAGUGGACCAUACAUU